UUACCACAAGCCCCAAAAGAUAGAUAGGGAGAGAGAGAAAAAGUGAGCGUGUGUCAGAGACAGAGGGUCAGCCUGAGAUAAAGAUAAAAAGAGAGAGAGAGAGAGAGAGAGAGAGAGAGAGAGAGAGAGAGAGAGAGAGAGAGAGAGAGAGACACACACACACACACAGUUAGUUAAUAUUGGCAUGCCUGCAUACUCCACCAACAUGAGGCUUAAGUUUCCUAUCCUGGCUCUGACUCUGGAGAUUAUCACCAUCAUCCUGUUCGCUGUGUUUGUGGACUACGAUGAUGGGAACAUGGGGGGCACGGAGCACAACACCACACACCAUGAGAAUAAGACGGAACAGGAUCCUCUGACCCUUUAUCCCAUGUUCCAGGAUGUCCACGUUAUGAUCUUCAUUGGCUUUGGCUUCCUGAUGACCUUUCUGAAGAGAUAUGGCUUCAGCAGCGUGGGCCUCAACCUGCUCCUGGCCGCAUUUGCUCUGCAGUGGGGUCUAAUCAUGCAAGGCCUCUGGCACCUGGAUGACGGCAAGAUCAAAGUCUCCAUCUUCAAGAUGAUCAACGCAGAUUUCAGCACAGCCACCGUUCUGAUCUCGUUCGGGGCAGUGCUGGGUAAAACCAGUCCUGUCCAGCUCCUCAUCAUGACCAUCCUGGAGAUCACCAUCUUCAGCAUCAACGAACAUCUGGUGGUAGAAAUCCUGGAGGCCAAUGAUGUUGGGGCCUCCAUGAUUAUCCAUGCCUUUGGGGCAUACUUCGGUCUCGCAGUGGCCCGCAUGCUGUACCGGCCAGCUCUGAGGAACAGCCAUGAGAAUGAUGGCUCUGUUUACCACUCUGACCUCUUCGCCAUGAUCGGUACCGUGUUCCUCUGGAUGUUCUGGCCCAGUUUCAACUCUGCCAUCGCUGAAUCUGGCACUGAUCAGCUCAUGGCGGUGACCAACACCUACUUCUCCCUGGCUGCCUGCGUACUGUCUGCCUAUGCCGUCUCCAGCUUGGUGGAGCACAAAGGGAAACUGGACAUGGUCCACAUCCAGAAUGCCACUCUGGCAGGAGGUGUUGCCGUGGGAACCUGCGCUGACAUGGACAUCGGCCCUUUUGGUGCCAUGAUCAUCGGGUUCGUGGCUGGCAUCGUCUCCACUCUGGGCUUCAAGUUCCUCACUCCAAUCCUGGCAUCCAACCUGGGCAUCCAGGACACCUGUGGUGUCCACAAUCUGCACGGCAUGCCUGGCAUUCUCGGGGGUAUUGCUGGCAUUGUGGCUGUCGCUCUGGGCAAGAAGAACGGGAGUGCUGCCAUGCAGGGUGCAGCCCUGGCCUCAUCACUUGGGUUCGCUUUGGUUGGAGGAACUAUUACAGGUCUGAUAAUGAAGCUUCCAUUCUGGGGACAGCCUCCAGAUCAGAACUGCUUUGAUGAUUCCAUUUAUUGGGAGGUUCCUGGGGAGGAGGAGGAGGAGGGCGAGGAGAGCCUGGCUCACGGAGACCAAAAAGCAGAGGCGUAAAGCUCCCACUCUUUGCUGCACAUUCACAACAUACAACCCUCUGAGCUAGAAAUGGGAAAGUGAGGAAUCAUGAACCACACAUUAGACAUUGGGUGUACUCUAUCUCAAUAGUCUUAACUGGCUUCCUCUCCUUGUCACCUCUCCUUCAUCUAAUUGGUAGAUCCCUACCAGGACUUCAUGCGUCACCCGUCUAAUUGCUUGACCAUCAGUGCAGAGGACGUAAAGGAGAGAAUCUAUGUUGUACUAUUGAAUUCAACCCAGGAUGGCUAGUGCUGUGAAAUUGUCAGUUAUUUUCAACUACUGCAUAAAUAAUUGGAUUGAUAUGAGACAAAUUGAGAUCAUAUCGUGAUUCAUGCUGCCUUAUUAAGACAUCUCUAAAUCAACUCGAUCAGCAGGGAAAUGUUAGCCUAUGUUGCACUUUUCUAGGUCCAAACUAGGUCCUCAUUGUCCAUAGAUUUGUACAAAAUAUUUUAAUCUUCAAUUGAAGUAGGUCCACUGAAGAGCAUUUGGGAAACAUGUCAUAGCUCGUUAUAAUUUCAACUAAAGUGUAAGAGGUGGGUGUGUUACAUAUUUUUUUUUAAACUAGGUCUCAAUGCAAUUGAGAUAAUAUUGUAAGGAUUUUCUUAUCUUAAACAAAUAAUGUUUACAGAAACUCAUUUCAAGCAACAUGCUUGCAGUGCUUUGGAUGUGUUAGUCUGAAAAUUUAUUUAAAUGAAGGAGCAUUUUGAUAUAAAUGAUCCUGAAUAAGUUGCAUUGAAACAUGAACUGUUCUUUCACACAAUCGGAGGAAAGAUACUUUCAGGGAUUCUUUUUUUACACUGAAUUUGAUGACCACCGUUCUGAGCCAUUAGAACAUGUAUAGAAAUAGUAGAAACAAUAUAUCAAGCUGACAAUAUCACCAAUUGUCUCACAUGCUUUGUGAAACUAUCGAAAUGUUAACAGACAUUUGUUUUGCCUCAUUAGUUAGGGCUAUACAUUGUAUAUUUUUCUCAACGUGACUUUUUAUGUCGCCAUCCAACUGACAUAGCCGAUAUUGUGUGCUAGGCCUUGUUUAAUUAAUAAAAUCAACUGCUACUUUAGCCUGCUGCAGAGCUAGGCCGCAUGACUGGAGCUCACUACUCCUACUGGAGAGAAUCUGAUACCAGACCAGGCUGCAAAGUUUAGGCAGUAGCUAAGGGCCAGUAUUUAUCAAGCGUCUCAGAGUGGGGGUGCUGAUCUUGGAUCAGUUUUACCUUUCUAGAUCAGCACUCCUGAGACGCUUGAUAAACACGGGCCCAGGUCUCAUGGGGAACGGAGCUAGGCAAGAAUAGGUUCUGCAUUAAGCUACUCCCUGUGUGCAUCCAAAUACUCUAAGGUUCCCCUUCUUCUACCCCAGUAUCCUCUCAGCUAAAAUGGAGUUGAGUGUCUUUCCUUUUCAUUUUUCAAACACAGAAAGUCAAUUGAAAUCCGACAUGUCCAAUUAAAAACCGGAUAGUCUACAUGUCACGUGGGUUCUGAAUAAAUGGGGCAUGAGAAAGAAAGCCACUAAGAGAUUUAGGAUACAUAAGCUUUCUAUAUUUCUUUCACUUCUUAUUGUAACCUCUUAAUGCAAAGUGUAGUUAGUUACAUAAUGGAUAUAGUCAGUUUCUCUAAAUCCCUGCACCUAGGACUAACAAUUGGUACUUAGUGAUUCAGAUCACAAGUAUCUCUUUAUACACUGAGUGUACAAAACAUUAAGAACACUUUCAUCAUAUUGAGUUGAACCCCCCCCCCCCCCCCUUACCCCAGAAUAGUCUCAAUUUGUUGGGUCAAUGACUGUACAAGGUGUGGAAAGCAUUCCACAGGGAUGCUGGCCCAUGUUGACUCCAGUGCUUGACCCCAAAGGUGUUCGGUGGGGUUGAAGUCAGGGCUCUUCCACACCAAUCUCAACAUUGGUGUGGAUAUUGUCAUGCUGAAACAGGAAUGUGCCUUCCCCAAAAUGUUGCCACAAAGUUGGAAGCACAGAAUCAUCUAGAAUGACAGUUGUGUCAAGUUGGCUGGAUGUCCUUUAGGUGGUGGACCAUUCUUGAUACACAUGGGAGACUGUUGAGUGUGAUAACCCCAGCAGCGUUGCAAUUCCCAACACAAACCAGUGCGCCUGGCACCUACUACCAUACCCCGUUCAAAGGCACUUAAAUAUUUAGUCUUGCCUCUUCAUCCUCUAAAUGGCACACAUACACAAUUGCCUCAAUUGCCUCAAGGAUGAAACAAAAUCAUUCUUUAACCUGUCUCCUCUUCUUCAUCUACACUGAUUUGAAGUGGAUUUAACAAGUUAGAUCAAAAAGGAUCAUAGCAUUCACCUGGCCAGUCUAUGUCUUGGAAAGAGCAGGUAUUUAUAAUGUUUUGUACACUCAGGCUAUAUCGCAACCAUUUUGUUGAAUAAAGCUAAAGUGAUACCUGAGAGUGCAGGAGGAAAAUAGUCAACAAUAGUUCCUGUACUAGACCAUUGUAGCAGGUAAAGAUGAAACUGACUACAGAUACACUACAUGGCCCAAAUGAUGCUUGUCUAACAUCUCAUUCCAAAAUCAUGGGCAUUAAAAUGGAGUUGGUUCCACCUUUGUUGCUAUAACGCUUACUUUUGGCCAUGUAGUGUAGCUAGAUAAGUAGUACAUUUGGCUGAUGUAGUAGCCUAUGUGUGAUUUAGAUGUAAUGCUUAGAACACCAGCAGGCAAUAUUUAAACAAAAAAUGCUUGAUAUGACUUUUUUUAAAGUUACAUAAAAUUAGUAUGUAUUACAUAUUUGUUAAUGUAUAAAUAUUUAUACUGUAAUUUAUGAAUAUGGCUUUAUACAAUAUAAGAGUGA
Molecule: messenger RNA, 4312 nt
Organism: Oncorhynchus masou masou (cherry salmon)
Lineage: Eukaryota; Metazoa; Chordata; Actinopteri; Salmoniformes; Salmonidae
Product: ammonium transporter Rh type A-like
Biological process (GO): ammonium homeostasis; ammonium transmembrane transport
Cellular component (GO): plasma membrane
Molecular function (GO): ammonium channel activity
Source: RefSeq, a predicted model, not a curated record